Messenger RNA from Lodderomyces margitis, 471 nucleotides. It is a transcript of the gene DAP1, whose product is annotated as Dap1p. The transcript has a single exon. The coding region runs from base 1 to 471 and encodes 156 amino acids. Gene Ontology annotation, cellular component: endomembrane system; membrane. Lineage: Eukaryota; Fungi; Ascomycota; Pichiomycetes; Serinales; Debaryomycetaceae. The record is from RefSeq and is a predicted model, not a curated record.
AUGCUUACCAAUAUAAUUGUCAUUUUAGUUAUUUUAUUCUUUGCCAGGAGUAUCUAUAGAGAUUUCAUUGCCAAUGACAACAACCCAUUAGCCAAUCAAGCUGAAGCCUCCAUAGUCGAAGGCAAAUUUACGCCAAAGUCAUUGGCCAAAUACAAUGGGAAAGACCAUCCUAAAAUAUUUAUUUCCGUCAAAAAUAGAGUGUUUGAUGUUAGUCAAGGUGCCGCAUUUUAUGGCCCGGGAGGCCCCUAUGAGAACUUUGCUGGUAGAGACGCUUCAAGGGGAUUGGCAUUGAACUCAUUUGAUCCUGUUGUUUUGACUCCUUUGGAUCAACCAAUUGAUGAUUUAAGCAAUUUGUCUAAGUUAGAGCUAGAGUCUUUAGAGCAAUGGGAUGAACACUUUGAAAAUAGAUACAAGGUUGUGGGUACUUUGCACGAAAAUGGAACUGUCUCAGAAGAAGUUAAGGGUCUUUAA